CAGCGGGAGGAGACUCUGCGGGAGGGGAAAGGAGGUGGCGAAAGCGUGUGAAAGACGCCGUCUCGCAAGGUAUUUAUAGCCGGCGGGACGUGGACAUAGGAGGCGAGGAAAGAGGAAGCUCCCGAACACAAUAAAGAAGAAGACAAAGAGAGAGGAUGCUGAGGAGGAAGAGGAGUGUGUCAUUUGGAGGCUUUGGGUGGAUCGACAAGUCUUCCGUCAGCGCGCUGAGAGCUCGCAAACAAGAGCUCCUGGCCGCCUCCAAUGGUCCGGAUGGCGACUGCCCGCCCUCUCCGCCCCGCACCGCACCACCCACCACCAAGUCGGCCCAUUUCUUUGACAUGAUGGACAAGAUGGAGCAGGUUCCAGAAGCUGCAGAGAUGAAGGCCGCCCCUCCGAGGCAGAAGGAUGAUUACAUUCCUUAUCCGAGGAUUGAGGAGGUGUUAGAAAAGGGAGGUCCCUACCCUCAAGUCAUCCUUCCCCAAUUUGGAGGAUACUGGAUCGAGGACCCAGGGGAACCUCCCCCGCCCGCGCCUCCCCCCACCUCCAAAGAGGAGGAGCGGGAAGCAGAAGCCCCGGGUGCAGAUUGUGGAUACCGCCUGGAAGAGACCAACGAGGCCGCACGCGCAUACAGGAAGUACUUCUUGGGCAAGGAGCAUUUAAAUUUCUCUUGCUCAUCCAGCAGUGUGGGAAACCUUCUCCUGUCUGUAAGACAUGAAGAGGAGAAUCAGCAGGAGCACCUUCACGUCAUCAUCCGGUCUCGAGUGAAGACAAUUUAUCAGCGCCUGUCAGUGUCAGAGCUGCCUGAUAUUCCCAGUGUCCAAGAGCUAGCUAAGCUAUUAUGUGACGACGCAGCAAGUCUACGUUUUAGUCCUGUCCUUUACCCGAAGGCAUCCCAACUGAUUGUCAACUACGACGAGCAUGAGGUGAACAGCACGUUCAAGUUUGGAGUCAUUUUCCAGCGCUUUGGACAGGUGUCCGAAGAGGAGCUGUUCAGGAACAAUGAGGAAACGCCGGCGUUUCAAGAGUUCCUUCAGCUGCUCGGGGACACUGUGGAGCUGCAGGACUUUAAAGGGUUUCGUGGAGGUCUGGAUGUGUCCCACGGCCAGACAGGUUCCCAGUCUGUCUACACGGUCUACAGACAGCAAGAGGUCAUGUUCCAUGUCUCUACCAAGCUGCCUUUCACUGAGGGAGACACCCAGCAGCUCCAGAGGAAGCGCCACAUAGGGAACGACAUUGUUGCUGUGGUGUUCCAGGAGGAGGCCACUCCCUUUGUCCCUGACAUGAUCGCCUCCAACUUCCUCCACGCCUUCGUCCUUGUGCAGGUGGAGGAUCCGUGCUCUGAGAACACAAGCUACAAGGUGUCUGUUACAGCACGGGAGGAUGUACCGCCGUUUGGCCCGCCGCUACCAAAUCAAGCUGUUUUUAAGAAGGGUCCGGAGUUCAGAGAGUUUCUUCUGACGAAGCUCAUCAACGCAGAGCUGGCGUGUUACAAGAGCAUUCGUUUUGCCCGACUAGAGGAACGGACUAGGGUUGCGCUACUGGACACCCUACAUGAUGAGCUGCAAAGACGCUCCCAGAGAAUGCUCGGAUUGACAACAAAUCUCGAUGAGGACGCACGGGCCGAAAAUGGACAUGCCCAUGGUGGUCUGCUGGAAUCCAUCAAGAGAGCCAUGCGAGGACGAAGCGUCUCCAUGGAGACAAUGUCGAGGGGCGGGGCAGGUCUGCCUACCAGUCUGAGUGGAGGGGGGUUGGCACACAUCAGCUCUGAGUAUAAUGUGAAAUCUCCAGUGAAACGUCGCUCAGGUCUCUUCCCUCGAUUGCUGAGUGUUGACAGCCAAACAGACAAACACAGCCAUAGAGGUUUCCCCGGUGACCAGAGGAGCUUUGACAGUUGCCAGCAGACAUUGGAGGUCAAGUCUGAGCUGCCGUCCAAUCCCAGCUCUCCAGAGGCGGGUCCACGAGAAAGAAUUUGCUUAAAAAAAGAUUGCAGUAAAAUUUCCAGAUCCACUUCCAGCACGUGCAGCUUCAGCCUCCCUGGUGACGACACUCACCUGGUUGUCCAUCCUGUGACAGGAGAGGGUCAAAGUUCAACACCGCUCAUUAUCUGUCGAAGCCCCACGGAGUUGAAAAACAAAAACUCCCCGCGAGCUAACCUCAAGUUUCGUUUUGACAAGUUGAGCCACUCUAGUGCAACAGGACAAUAGACAUGCAUGGACAAAGAAAAGAACCUGAAUGUGUCCAGCCACAAUCACUGAAGACAAGGACAAAGACACAGCACACAUGCUAAGACCUUUGCUAUGUGGCUGGAAUCAUUCUAUCAAUUUUAAAAGAUUGUAUUUUGGUCCACGGAAAUGGCAACUUUAUGAGUUUUUAAGGUGUGAAAAACUCUGAUGAUGUCAAAAUAGCGUCGUCGUCACCUCAGCCGUUUGAAGACGAGUAAAUUAACUGAUGACCAAGUUGAAAAGGCCCAAGCAAAGAUCCUAUCCAGUUGCAUCGUGGGAAAUGUAAACUGGAAAAGAGGGAUUUUUGAUUACAUUGAAAAAUUACAUCAGUGGACAGUCACAGAACCUUAUAAUUGUAUUAAAUGUGUUUAAGUGAAAAAUAAGAUACAACUUUCAUUGAUAAUAGCAGUAAAACUGCCGUAGAUUAAUGCAUUAUAUUGAAUAAUCAGGGAUAACGGCAAGAAAGGAAGGUGGAAAACUUUAUUUUUGUGUAGAAUAUACAAACAUAAAUAUGCAGCACUUUCCCAUGGCAAAUGGCCAUAUUUUUGUCUUUUAGAAUUAAAAUGUAGUUCCUUUAACAAGAUGUACAAAUACAAAUUUGAAAGAAAACAUUUUUUUUCCACAUUUAAUUACUUUGAUUUGCAAUGAACAUUUGGCUUUAUUUUGAAUCCGCUUGUUGGACACUGUGCUGCAAAUCAUGCAAAAUCUACUGUACACGUUAAACUGCCGUCUAAAGCAAAAAACCAAAAGAAGGGGUAUAAACAUGUUUGAUUUUGCACUAAAAUGCUUAUAGGUGUUAUAUGUGUACAAUAAAUGAUGCUAAAAAUAUAUAGCUGUCUUUGCACUGAAAGCACAAAGUCUCUAAUGUUCCUGAAUGCUGUCCAUGCAUUUGUCUCCUCCAUCUCAAGAGAUGAUCAAAUGUAGCAUGAUGUUUGUUUCUGUCCAGUUUCCUUUCAUCCUGACACAAUAUAUUGUUUCUCUUACAUUGUGUAUUUUCUGUCAAUAAAAAAAACGUUCUUGUUUAUUU
Molecule: messenger RNA, 3249 nt
Organism: Nerophis lumbriciformis (worm pipefish)
Lineage: Eukaryota; Metazoa; Chordata; Actinopteri; Syngnathiformes; Syngnathidae
Product: rap1 GTPase-activating protein 2-like
Biological process (GO): regulation of small GTPase mediated signal transduction
Cellular component (GO): plasma membrane; cytoplasm
Molecular function (GO): GTPase activator activity
Source: RefSeq, a predicted model, not a curated record